Molecule: messenger RNA, 1884 nt
Organism: Diaporthe batatas
Lineage: Eukaryota; Fungi; Ascomycota; Sordariomycetes; Diaporthales; Diaporthaceae
Exons: 5
Coding region: 1-1884 (627 amino acids)
Molecular function (GO): FAD binding; oxidoreductase activity
Source: RefSeq, a predicted model, not a curated record
AUGCCAGUCUCUCGAUUUUGCCCACGCAUAGCCGUCUUCCUGUUCGGGUUUUGGUUCGCCAUCCAGGCCAACUCGUUAGGAUUUGCAGUCAGGGAUACUGAACCUGCCGUCACCGUUGUUAACGUGACAGAGGCAGCAGGCGCUCCCCUCCAGGACGCAGAAAGGCACCAGCUGACGGACGACGUGGUUGAUCGUAUAUUGAGCGACGGGGUUCCGGUUGGUUGGGCCUCGCACUUCGCGUUCGAGGAUAUCCUCGGUUCGAGUGAGCGAGAGGAGAGUGCAACAAAGGCUUGCAAAUCAUUCCCUGGCGAUUCGGACUGGCCUACGGAUGAUGUUUGGGACAUUUUCGAUCAGCUCCUUGGCAGAGCCCUCAUCCCAACCAAGCCUUUGGACGAGGCCGAGUGCGCCAACAUCAUCAGCAAUGCCACCAACACCGAGUUCCUCAUCACUGAUCCUACCGCCAAUCUAUGGCCCAUUUUUCAAGGCCGCACCUGCCAGCCCAAGAAUGACACGUCCGAGUCCCACUGCACGAUCGGCGGCUAUCCAGAGUAUGCGAUCAACGUCACUACUGUUGCGCAGGUACAGCUCGCCAUCAACUUUGCCCGUGCGGCCAACUUGCGCCUGGUUAUCAAGAACACGGGGCACUGUUACCUUGGGAAGUCACUAGGCGCCGGUGCGUUGAGCCUGUGGAUGCAUAAUCUUAAAGACAUUGACUUCUUGCCUGAUUACGCCGGGCCCGGGUACUCUGGUCCAGCGCUGAAGUUGGCUGCGGGAGUGAGCGUCAGAGAAGUGUACCAGGCUGCCGAAAAGCACGGGGUUACGGUUCUAGGCGCCGUCAGCCCGACUGUGGGAUUUGCUGGUGGCAUGAUCACAGGCGGAGGUCAAAACCCGCUUGCUGGGAUAUAUGGCAUGGCCGCCGACCAUGUCGUCGCCUUCCAGGUCGUGACUGCUGAUGGACGGCUGCGGACAGCUCUGCGCGGCGGAGGUGGUGGUACCUUUGGUGUCACCAUGUCAGUCAUUAUCCGCGCACACCCCAAGAUGAACGUAGUCACCGCAAAGUGGGCUCUCGAUAUUUCCAACAAUGACAUGGAUCAGUUUUGGAAGGGAGUGAGGAAGUUUUACGACGAGUUCCUCGACUGGACGGACGCUGGCAUAUACACCUUCUACAUCAUGUGGCCGACCCCCCAGCUGAGCAUGAAUUACUUGUUUGCCCCAAAUCAUACUCUGGAGUCGUACAACAAAGUCGUCGCCCCUUUCUUCGAGUUCUUAGAGGCGAACAACAUCUCACUGUCGACACCACACCAAGCCAAAGCACACACGUCUUUCUAUUCUGCAUACCAGGCAACAUGGGGCUCAAACAAUUUCCCCGCGGGCCUCGACAACUCAAUCCCCGGAAAUCGCCUCGUGCCUCGCCGUAACUUCGUCGAAAAGUACGAGGAGACAUACGCCCUGAUGAAAUCCCACGUUUCCUCCGGCAAACACUUCUUGGGCUACCACAACGCACCCAGCAACGCCGGCCCGGAGAUGGGGAACCAGGACAACGCCGUCAACCCUGCCUUCCGGGAAAUGGUCUUCUUCCUCGUCACCUCCUCCAACCGCUCCGCUGAUCAUUCAACCCCGGAAGCCUUGGCUGCUCAGAACAAGUAUCUUCAGGACGAGGUCCUUCAGCCGUGGCGCGACAUCGCCCCGGUCUCUGAGGGCGGCGGGACGUACCUCAAUGAGGCGAGCGUUGGGGAGCCAGACUGGCAGGAGAGCUUCUACGGAGGGUUUUACCCCAGGCUGAGUGAGAUAAAGCGCAAGUGGGACCCCAAGGAUGUUUUCUAUGCCGUGCACGAUGGAGGCCAGGGUCUCCCGACACAGAAUGGAAGGCUAUGUCGUGUCUAG